UCUUUUAUGUCAUUGUUCAAUUUUCUACAAUGAAGGUUAAAGAAAUUGACAGAACAGCUAAUAUAGCAUGGUCUCCAGCUGCUCAUCAUCCAAUUUACUUAGCUGCUGGAACUGCUGCUCAGCAAUUAGAUGCUACUUUUAACACUACUGCUGCUUUAGAAAUAUAUGCCCUGAACUUAACUGAACCUGGACUUGACAUGUGUAUGAAAGGCAGUGUUGUCUCUGAUUAUCGUUUCCAUAAAGUGGUUUGGGGCUGUGAAGGCAUGAAGACAUCAGAAUUGAGCAGUGGUGUGAUUGUAGGUGGUGCUGAUGAUGGCAAUAUUAUGAUUUAUGAUGCAGCCAAAUUGAUUCUGGGUGAAUCAGCUCUCAUUCACCACAAUACAAAACACACUGGACCGGUUCAUUCUCUUGAUUUUAAUAAAUUUCAAGACUGCCUAUUAGCAUCUGGUGCUACCGAAUCAGAAGUGUAUAUAUGGGAUUUGAAUAAUCCUGCUGCACCUGUAACACUUGGAGCAAAAUCUCAGCCCCCUGAAGAUGUUACGUGUGUCUCUUGGAAUUGUCAAGUGCAGCACAUCUUGGCAUCUACCUUUCCUGCUCGCUGUAUAGUUUGGGAUUUGAGAAAAAAUGAACCCAUCAUAAAAGUUUCAGACUCAUCAUCAAGGCUGAGGUGUAAAGUUGUUGCGUGGCAUCCUGAAGUUGCAACUCAACUCUGUCUUGCUUCCGAAGAUGAUCACAGUCCUGUCAUUCAGCUCUGGGAUCUAAGAUUUGCUACAUCUCCCCUCAAGACUCUAGAACAUCAUCAAAGGGGUAUAUUGUCCAUAGCUUGGUGCCAGCAAGAUCCAGAUCUCUUAUUAUCCUGUGGGAAAGAUAACAGAAUUCUGUGUUGGAAUCCAAAUUCAAGUUCCGAAAAUGGAGAGGUUCUGUGUGAGUUGCCAACUGGAAGCCAAUGGAGUUUUGAUGUUGCAUGGUGUACAAGAAAUCCAGCUGUUAUAGCAAAUUCUUCUUGUGACGGACACGUUAGUGUAUACUCUCUGAUGGGUGGACAGCAGCAAACACAAUGCAGCUCUAAGAUUGCUGAAUCAUUUCCUGGGGCUGAAAAAUUGAUUCAACCUCCAAAUGUUGAAUCCAUUCACAGGCAUAUUUCGGUCUCUUUACAGAAGCCCCCAAAAUGGGUCAGAAAGCCAGUUGGAGCAUCAUUUGGGUUUGGUGGUAAACUCGUGUCUUUCUCCACUGAGGUGACCAGUAAUACUCAGACUCAAGAUCUACCAUCCAGAAGGAUAGUACAAAUAUGUCAAGUUGUUACAGAGCCAGAACUUUUAAAAAAUUCUGAGAAAUUAGAAUCCUCUCUCGCUAAUGGAAAUCUCGUCGAGUUUUGUCAAAGCAAGGUGGAAGGAAGUCGAAACGAGCAGGAGAAACUUGUCUGGAAUUUCUUGCAGGGCAAUAAUUCAAUCCCAGGGGAUGGCUCAGAUGCUUUUGACACUAUAGCUAUGAAAAUAAAAGAUGAACCUUUACUGAUUGAAACAGAUUCAACUGUAGAUACAGAGUUAGAAAUCCCUAUGAAGGAAACGGAUGGUCUGAUAUCUCAAGCGCUUUUGACUGGCAACAUUUCAAGUGCUGUAGAAAUCUGUAUACAGGAUAAUCGAUGGGCAGAUGCUUUAGUCUUAGCUCAAGCCGGGGGACAAGAAUUACUUCAGAAAACUCAACAGCUUUAUUUCAAAUCUGUUAACACAAAUGCAUCAAAAUUAAUAUCUGCAGUAGUAACAUCAGAUUGGAUGACAAUGGUUAAAAAUUGCAACAUCAAUUGUUGGAAGGAAAUUCUUGCAGCAAUUCUUACCUAUGCUAAGCCUCAAGACUUUCCAACUUUAUGUGAAACUCUUGGUACACGUUUAGAAAAGGAUCCUAACUUGCAGCAGAAUUCAGCCCUUUGUUAUAUUAGUGCUGGUAAUUUAGAACGCCUUGCUCAGUCGUGGGUUAAAGUCAAUGACAGUUUAGAUGCUCUCCAGAACUUGAUAGAGCAGGUGAUGAUUUUACGUAAAGCUGUAGAACAGUUAUCGGGAGCGGCACCACCUCUUGAAACGGGUGUUCUAUCUUCUCUCCUUGGACAGUAUGCAGAACUACUUGCGACUCAGGGGAGUCUUAGCAGUGCAUCUACGUACUUAGUGGAUCCAAAUGAGAGAACUCUUGCAAUAUUGAGAGAUAGAAUCUAUCAAGCUUUGGGUCACCGUUCACCAAACUUUCCAUUUCAACGUGUUGAUGUGCGUCGCUCCAGUUCCAUUUCCCAGUCUCAUGUUUCUAAUGUUCAAUACCAACAGCAGCAGCAACAACAACAACCUGCCAAUCCUGUACCUACUCAAAGGCAUUCUUCUUUCUCCCAUCCUCAACAACCAAAUCAGUAUCCUUUUAGCAGUGUUCCACAAUCUCUUCCCAGUACUUAUGCUUAUCCAUCAACAAAUACUAUUCCUCAAGCAUCGUCGUAUCAACAACCUAUGGUGUCUUCACCACCACCUGGUAUGAUUCAGCCAAUGCCUACAUCAGCUCCACCUCCUUCAGCUGCAGAACCCCCACAGCCAUCUCUCAAAACUCGUCAAAAUUCAGGUGGAUCCCAUCAUUUGUCUCAGAGGUAUCCUCGACAUCUGCAUGAUCCCAGUGUGUAUUCUGAAAAUACUUAUUCUUCUCAACAGUUUUAUCAGCAGCCUCAGGCAUUUCCCUCCUCUCAGAUGAACUCUUUUCAGUCUCAAGCUCCCUUCUAUUCACCUGACGCAAGCGGUGGAGGCAAUUAUUCAUAUCCCCCUGCUAGCGUGGGAGCUUUCCAACCUCAACCCCAAUAUGGUUCUUAUCCUCCAGAUGAUGCACCCCAGGCACCUGUUUCUAAUCAAGCUCCGCCACCCGUGUCCUUGCCUAGUUCUUAUGGAGAAGUGAAACCUGGUUGGAAUGAUCCCCCACCCUUGAAACAACCUGCUGCUAAGACACUAUCUUGUGAAAAGCCUGUGUCUUCGACUUUCGAAUCUUCAGCAGCACCCAUAACGUCUCCCUUUCCUGAACUUCCAGUCAAUGAACCCCAUGUAGGCCAAACUCCUGGGGGUUAUUUUGUGCCUUCUUUCCCACCACAAAAUCCUGCUGCUGUCAUGAAUCCUGCUGCAUCAAUGGUGCCUAACACAAUGCCUCCACCCGAGGAAACAAAACAGCAGCAACAGCAUCCUGUAGAGCAACCUAAAGAGAAAGGUCCCAUUCCUCCUGAACACCAAGUUUUGCAGGAUAUUUUUGAAGAUCUUAGAAGGCAGUGUCAACAAGUUGCUACCAAUCCUCAAACUCGACGAAAAUUGGAUGAUGUUGCAAAGAAAUUAGAAAACUUGUACGAUAAACUUCGAGACAAUUCGCUUUCAAAUCCAGUAACGUUAGGCCUCCACCAGGUAGUGCAAGCAAUUAUGCAAAGUGACUAUGCCAAUGCAUUGGGAAUUCAUGGACAACUUGUUGCUAAUGCUAAUUUCAGUGAAAUAAGUGGGUUUAUGCCCAGUCUGAAAGUCCUUCUGCAGACAUCCUCACAACUGAAUGUAUUCUUGCAAUAGAACUGUUAAUAGGGUUUUUUUUAUAUUUAAAAUAUAUCUCUCAAGUCAUGAAAAUUGUAUAAUUAUUAUGCUAUAUAUAAAGAAUUAUGUUUGGAAGAAAAAGGUUUUUCAAUUAUGUGUUGUGUUAUUUCCUUUUUUUUAAUUUUGUAACUUAUUGUAAUACUUCUGAUGAAAUUGUCAUUAUACAUUAUAGAAAAUGUAACACUCUAAAACGUAAAAAAAAUAAUGAAAGCUAGUUAACGAUGUAAGAUUUGAAAAUCUGGCAAUUAUUUACAAAGGAUGGGUACACUCUCAAAAUAUCAUGGUUUAUAUAUAUAUAUAUAUAUACUUAUUUUAAAAAUAUAAAAAAAAUCGGAUUUAAAAUGCUAUAGGUAAAAAAUACUUUAUGUUAAAAAGAUUGAAAAGAUAGAAAUAACCGUGUUAUUUGCAACAAAAAAAAUCAUCCCUUUUCAAUAAGUACUUUUAUGUUAUAAGUAUUAAAGAAACUGAUUUAAAUUUUCUCUUUGUUCUUAGUUUGUGCUUUGGUUCAUUGCGCUCAAAGUACUAGUGUAAUUUUUUUAAUUGAAACACUGCAAUAUAUCUGUUAUAAAAUCUUGAAAUGCUUUGUAAAUUCUUAAAGUAAAAAUCAUCUCAUCCA
Messenger RNA from Parasteatoda tepidariorum (common house spider), 4203 nucleotides. The record is from RefSeq and is a predicted model, not a curated record. NCBI's taxonomy places the organism in Eukaryota, Metazoa, Arthropoda, Arachnida, Araneae, Theridiidae.